Molecule: messenger RNA, 2071 nt
Organism: Sorghum bicolor (sorghum)
Lineage: Eukaryota; Viridiplantae; Streptophyta; Magnoliopsida; Poales; Poaceae
Product: protein RRP6-like 2
Exons: 9
Coding region: 904-1686 (260 amino acids)
Biological process (GO): nuclear polyadenylation-dependent snoRNA catabolic process; nuclear polyadenylation-dependent CUT catabolic process; TRAMP-dependent tRNA surveillance pathway
Cellular component (GO): nuclear exosome (RNase complex); nucleolus
Molecular function (GO): 3'-5'-RNA exonuclease activity; nucleotide binding; nucleic acid binding
Source: RefSeq, a predicted model, not a curated record
GAAACAGCCUGGCGACCGUGAUCUCCUCCCCGAUCCCUCCCCUUUCCUAUCGUGUCCGCGCCCUCCCCGAUCCCCUCUCCCUUUCCUAUCGCGUCCGCCCGAGCGCCGUCGAUCCAUGCGCCCCAAUCCCCUCCCUAGAUGUCUGCGUGAGCGCCGUCGAUCCCCUCCCUGGACGUCCGCGAAAGCGCCCCUAUCCUGGAAGUCUGCGCGAGCGCCGUCCGCAGGCGCUGACGUCCACGCCAGCGCCGUCCGUGAGAGUGUCGUCCGCGGGCGCUGACAUCUGCGCGAGCGCUGCGAUCUCGGCCGCGGCCGCGACCUCUCGACUGCCGUCAAAGUCGCUGCAACGAGCCCCGUCGCGGCCAUCUAUGGAAGAGAGGGACCCCCUCUCUGGACGAUAGCACCGUCGGACCCGCGGCCACCUCCCUGGACGAGGGUGUCUCCAAGGUCAGGCGCUCAGGUCUUUAUCGGUCCCCUCACCAGGUCUUCGUCGGGCCCUCAUCGGCGACGAGCACCCCACGCUGCUGCCAUGGCCGACAACUCCAGUGACACCAACCCACCCCGUCAUCGCUCGUCUGUGAAUACUGCAGCCACCGUGCACUCAUAGCAAGUCCAUUCAGCCGUGCUCGCCGUCCCGCCGCUGCAGCUCACCCCACCUGCGCGUUGAUUUUUAAUGUUUAAUAGACUGAAGAUUGAUUUUCUUUCUAACCAUAAUCAGGCUUCAAGGGUCUUACAGAUGGAGAGAAACAGCCUUGAGCACCUAUUGCUUCACUUUUGUGGGGUGACAGCAAAGAAGGAAUAUCAAAAUGCAGACUGGAGGUCAAGGCCACUUCCUGAUGAAAUGAUCAAGUAUUGUAUGCUAGAGAAGAUACACACUAUCUGCUGUACAUAUAUUCCUAUGACUUAAUGAGACAGAGACUACAGAGGGAGUCAACAUUUGAAAAUGAUCUUCUUCUAGAGGUCCAUAAGCGCAGUAAUGAAAUUUGCUUACAGUUCUAUGAGAAGGAGCUUCUGACAGAUACGUCCUAUCUCCACAUAUACGGGUUGCAGGAACAUGAACUGGAUGCAAAACAGCUGGCUGUUGUUGCUGCUCUACAUGAGUGGAGAGAUAGUAUAGCUCGUCAGGAAGACGAAAGUACUGGUUAUAUACUGCCAAAUAAGGCUUUUUUGUUAUUAUGGUGCAAAAUUAGAUAUGCGACUUCGCUGACUCCGCCACCCCUUUUUUUUAAUUCAAAAGCAAAGCAGAUGCCUACAGAUGUUGGACAUUUGAAAAGAAUUGUGAAAUCAAAAUGUCCAUAUGUUGAGAGCAAUCUUGAGCUAAUUGCUUACACUGUCUGGAAUGCACUUAAGUAUUCUUAUGCCUUUGAAGGAAUAGCUGAGCAACUAAAAAAGGAACGGCUGGAACAGUUGGCAUUGAAAAGUGGUCAGGCCAGUGAUGAAGUGACUCCAUUGGAUGCUGACAUUGAUAGGAGUAAUUUUGAUUCAUCUGAUCAGUCUGCAAAUAUCAAUGUUGCUUCUGGCAGUGGGGCUGGUUUUAUGAGUGAAGCAGCUUUGAUCAGCAGCAUCCACCUAGAGGAUAAAACUCAAACCAUAUCCUCAGUUAAGACCUCUGAGACCUUGUCAGGCCUGAUCAGACUAGUGAAUAAGGAUGUCCUGAGCAAUAAUAUACAUCAGCAGGCACUACAUUAGUCGAAGCAUCGCUCCCAGGUCACAGCGCCACCGUGUUUGAUGCUGUGAUGUUGUGCCGCUCGACUCUAGCUCUGUCACUGCCGCCUGACAAUGGGAAGGCCACGUCACUCAACCUCAGUGCCACUACCACCGUCCGACACGGGGAGGCCGUGCCGCUACCAUGCAAUGCUAAUAUUUACAUAUAUACUCCAACCUUGAUAUGGAGAUUUUAUAAGAGAUUUUUCAAGACAUGUGUACUAUCCAUGUGACGGGCACUAAUAUUUACAUAUAUAGUCGAAGAAUGGUACGAAGAUGCGGUGAAAUUUAUUUGUGGAUUUAUUGGCGCAUGAAAGAAAUAGAUAUCAGAAAUUUCUUGCAGAUAUAAAACAUUAUCUUAGCAACAUCA